This is a messenger RNA of Pezoporus occidentalis (night parrot), 1233 nucleotides long. RefSeq names its product ATPase H+ transporting V0 subunit e2 (gene ATP6V0E2). The record is from RefSeq and is a predicted model, not a curated record. Bases 70 to 315 code for a protein of 81 amino acids. Gene Ontology annotation, cellular component: proton-transporting V-type ATPase, V0 domain. Gene Ontology annotation, biological process: proton transmembrane transport. The transcript has 4 exons. Gene Ontology annotation, molecular function: proton-transporting ATPase activity, rotational mechanism. Lineage: Eukaryota; Metazoa; Chordata; Aves; Psittaciformes; Psittacidae.
GCGUGCGGCUGGGGGCAGAGCGGCAUCCGGUGCGGCGGCGGUCGGUCGGUCGGUGGGCGCGGAGCGGCCAUGACGGCGCACAGCUUUGCGCUGCCGCUUGUUCUCUUCUCCGCCUUCUGGGGCCUCGUGGGCAUCGCCGCCCCCUGGUUCGUGCCCAAGGGGCCGAACCGCGGGGUGAUCAUCACGAUGCUGGUCACCACCGCCGUGUGCUGCUACCUAUUCUGGCUCAUCGCGAUCCUGGCCCAGGCCAACCCCCUGUUCGGGCCGCAGCUGAAGAACGAGACCAUCUGGUACGUGCGCUUCCUCUGGGAGUGAGCAGUCCCCAGGAGCCGGUGCCUGAACAGAGACCCCCCUACCCGAAUCAUCACUCUCUUGCUGCUGUUUCAGCCUCCUGUACCAGGCACCCCCCUCCAGAGGUCCUGGGACAGAAGCUGGACAGAAGCUGGACCCAGUGCCCCAGCGCGCCCUGAGCACUGCAACCUGGACCAGGCCCUGAGCACAGGAGGCAGCACUCUGGGAUGAGGGUCUAGUCAGCCCAGCCCUGGGAGCAGCCACACUGCCAGGGAGAGAUCCCCUCAGCUGGCCCAGUGCUGCAGUCACUAAGACUGAGCACUGUCCUGAGAGGGAUCUGUGUGUAGUGCCAGCAGAUCCUGUCCCUGCGGUAUUCGCCCUGCUCCCUCCCGUGCACUCAGCCCUAGCCCCCCAGUGGAAACCCCUGCUCUUAGCCCAAACUACCCAACUAGUUGCCAUAUCCCUGCUCAUUUCAGGCACCGGCUGCCCCUCUGCAUGAGCAGGGAAGAGCCCAUUGCAUCCUCUGUUGCCUGGUCAGUCCCUUGUGGUGGGGGGUGGUCCUUGCUUCAAUUCUGGGUGGGAGAAGGGAAGGCUGAUCCUGGAAGAGCAUGUCAGUCCCCUUGGGUGUGAUGAGGGAGGUGCUGGGUGCAAGGCGGGGGGUUCCCUUGCUUGGCAGCCUGCUGCAGGGGAUUAAAGGGGUGCUGUGUCCCCUCCCAUCUCAGCAGUGAGGGAGCUGCAGUAGCAUCUAGGUGUCAUCACCACCCCAACCUGUGUCCAGGCUCUGAGAAGAACCAAGUAGGGCAGUGUGCUUUAGGUUACUCUUUAUUUAUGAGGUAAUUUAUCUGUAUUUAUUUGUCUGUAUUUGUUAAAUUUGUGUUGUGGAAAUAAAUCUUUUUCCUAGUAAGUGAUGCUGGAGGCAGUCACUUGCUGUGUUGAGACUGA